CCCAGUAGGAUGAACUGGACUGCUGCCACGUGCUGGGCUCUGCUGCUGGCCGCCGCCUUCCUCUGUGACAGCUGUUCGGCCAAGGGUGGCCGCGGAGGUGCUCGAGGCAGUGCCCGGGGAGUGCGCGGAGGUGCGCGCGGGGCAUCAAGAGUGCGUGUAAGGCCGGCACCCCGCUACGGCUCCUCCCUGCGCGUGGCGGCUGCAGGGGCAGCAGCAGGGGCUGCAGCGGGUGUGGCUGCCGGGCUUGCCACUGGCUCUGGCUGGAAAAGGACCUCAGGGCCUGGAGAGCUAGGCCUGGAGGACGAUGAGAACGGGGCAAUGGGGGGCAACGGGACCGACCGAGGAGUCUACAGCUAUUGGGCCUGGACUUCUGGCUCGGGGUCCGUGCACAGUCCACGUAUUUGUCUGCUUCUGGGCGGCACCCUUGGUGCCCUAGAACUGCUUCGGCCCUAGACCAGGCUAAACUCCAUCCCAGGUCCAGCUCCUAGUCCGUCUUAAGGCCCCUAGGGCCCACCCUAAUGGCCUCCAGCACAGGGGUCACUUCAUUUUGCUGACUAUGAUUUCCCAGCCCAGACAAGAGUCUGGCCACUCUGGACCCACAAGACCUCUGGCAAUUUGUGGGUGCAGUUUAUUCUCUUGCCCAUCAUCCCAGUGUCCCAGCCUUCCACCCUGGCAGGAACUAACAGCUCUACUACCAGAGUGGCAGGCUGCCCUCAACUCUCCUGAGCUGCCCAAGCAGGCAUGCCUGUCUGCUUGCCCAUCCCGACACGGGAAUAUGAACAAUGCUGACCACCAAGAAGAGGCCACCCUUGGUGGGCAUGUCUGAUCCUGCCACUGAAGCCCCCAUGGGCUUGAGCCUCCCGUGGAAGCAGAGGGAGUAGAGCACUUCCCUCUGACGUAGGAUCUGAUGAAGAGAGCAUCCACUUGGACUGCAGUGUGAGAAAUGCCAGGUGCUAAUCACCUGCCCAGAGCAGGUCCUAAUGAUGUCAUAGCUCAGAAACACCCAGAGCAGGAAAAUAUCCAUCCCAGGACACUCACUGUGGCCCUCCUACAACAUGCUACCAAAGUCAAGGUAGUAUAUUUCUUCCUGGCAGACUGCCUAAGGGACCUUGUGUCAGAAGGGUUUUCCACUUGAAGCUACCUGGCCAUAGGGUCCACUUAACUGUUUCUAAAAUCCACUGAGGGUAGGAGUUUUUAAACCACUUUCAAAAACAUUCCAUUCCAUUUGAACUUUAGGUUCACCAGUGAGGGUCACUUGGGUAUAAUACCAAUCCUGCUGGGGGGCUUGUAUAUAACCCAAAGUGCAAGAUAUCCAUAGUCCCAGUGGAUAGCGGCAUUUCAUGUUGGGAGACCCCUCCCUUGGAAACGGAUGGCCCCGGGAGGUGAGACAGAGAAUGGCACAAUUGACAGCUGGCAGUCUGCACAGUGGAGGGGGCAGCAGUUCUCCAGGUCCUCUGCUGCCAGAAGAAAGCUGGCAGACACAGAAGAACCAGCCUCAGCAGGUUGUGAGCGUGGGCUAAUGCUCCUAGCUUUCUGACCAUCCAUAGCCAUCCUGAGAACAGAGCUAAUGUGUGCUGAGUAGCCUCAAAGAUACACUAUAAUCCUCACAAGAAUCUACCUUUAAGCAGAUUCUUGCUGUUUCAGGGCCCACUAGCGCAUCUUUGCCACAUGGAGUGAUGGGUCUUGGGA
Messenger RNA from Apodemus sylvaticus (European woodmouse), 1689 nucleotides. It is a transcript of the gene Sprn, whose product is annotated as shadow of prion protein. The transcript has a single exon. Gene Ontology annotation, molecular function: nucleic acid binding. NCBI's taxonomy places the organism in Eukaryota, Metazoa, Chordata, Mammalia, Rodentia, Muridae. Gene Ontology annotation, cellular component: membrane; nucleus. Gene Ontology annotation, biological process: protein import into nucleus. The record is from RefSeq and is a predicted model, not a curated record. Bases 10 to 453 code for a protein of 147 amino acids.